Molecule: messenger RNA, 1471 nt
Organism: Microcebus murinus (gray mouse lemur)
Lineage: Eukaryota; Metazoa; Chordata; Mammalia; Primates; Cheirogaleidae
Gene: ANXA1
Product: annexin A1
Biological process (GO): phagocytosis; signal transduction; cellular response to glucocorticoid stimulus
Cellular component (GO): vesicle membrane; nucleus; plasma membrane
Molecular function (GO): calcium ion binding; phospholipase inhibitor activity; calcium-dependent phospholipid binding
Source: RefSeq, a predicted model, not a curated record
GGUGUGGCCUCCUUUCAACUUCUAUAAAAUCAGAAGUCCCAGCACUGCUAGAGUGAAACCUUCGGAGAAGAAUCUCUCUUUAGUUCUUUGGAAGAAGGUAGAAACACAGACACUUCUGUAAAAAUGGCAAUGGUAUCAGAAUUCCUCAAGCAGGCCUGGUUUAUUGACAACGUAGAGCAGGAAUACGUUACAACUGUGAAAUCGUCCAAAGGUGGUCCUGGGUCAGCAGUGAGCCCCUAUCCUGCCUUCGAUCCAUCUUCAGAUGUUGCUGCCUUGCACAAAGCCAUAACAGUUAAAGGUGUGGAUGAAGCAACCAUCAUUGACAUAUUAACUAAGAGAAACAAUGCACAGCGUCAACAGAUCAAAGCAGCCUAUCUCCAGGAAAAAGGAAAGCCCCUGGAUGAAGCUCUGAAGAAAGCCCUUACAGGUCACCUCGAGGAAGUUGCUUUAGCUCUGCUAAAAACUCCAGCACGGUUUGACGCUGAUGAACUCCGUGCUGCCAUGAAGGGCCUUGGAACUGAUGAAGACACACUGAUUGAAAUUUUGGCAUCAAGAAAUAACAAAGAAAUCAGAGACAUUAACAGAGCCUACAGAGAGGAACUGAAGAGAGAUCUGGCCAAAGAUAUAACCUCAGACACAUCUGGAGAUUUCCAGAAGGCUUUGCUUUCUCUUGCUAAGGGUGACCGAAGUGAGGAUCUUGGUGUGAAUGAGGACUUGGCUGAUACCGAUGCCAGGGCCUUAUAUGAAGCAGGAGAAAGGAGAAAGGGGACGGAUGUGAAUGUGUUCAAUACCAUUCUUACCACCAGGAGCUAUCCCCAUCUUCGCAGAGUAUUUCAGAAAUACACCAAGUACAGUAAGCAUGACAUGAACAAAGUUCUGGACCUGGAAAUGAAAGGUGACAUUGAGAAAUGCCUCACAGCCAUUGUGAAGUGUGCCACAAGCAAACCAGCUUUCUUUGCUGAGAAGCUUCAUCAUGCCAUGAAGGGUGUUGGAACUCGUCAUAAGGAAUUGAUCAGGAUCAUGGUUUCCCGUUCUGAAAUUGACAUGAAUGAUAUCAAAGCAUACUAUCAGAAGAUGUAUGGUAUCUCUCUUUGCCAAGCUAUCCUGGAUGAAACUAAGGGAGAUUAUGAAAAAAUCCUGGUGGCUCUUUGUGGAGGAAACUAAACAUUCUUUUCAUGGUCUCAGGCAUUAUGAUUAGAAGACAUUUUUAUUAUUUUAAUUAUAUCCUUUUUUCUAUAACAUAGGCUUAAUAGGAAAAUUUCUUCAUCAGGAUUAUAGUCUAGCUACCUGAUUUCUGAAAAAUACAGCCUAUACAUCAUUUUUAUAUCACAACUCCGUAUAAUAGAGAUAAGCUAGUUUUUUUUUAAACACGUUUACCCCAAACCAUAAAACCCCAUAUACAAGUUGUUCUAGUAACAUUACUUGAGAAAGAUGUCUAUAUAACUGAAAAUAAAACAAUGUUAUAAGACAA